UUUUAGACGGGUGAUAAGAUAGGGUAAGUGUCGUAUUCGGAAGGCCUCCCGCAAGAUGCUGCGAGGGUGGGAUCGAAAGUAUUUGGGCAACCAGAAAGGGUUCCAGACUGCUGCCUCAUCAAUCAAUCAAUCACAAUGAGGUCUUUUGAAGAAAGAAGAAAGACAAUCACUUCGGAGAACCGCACCACAGCAUCCCGCUCUAAUGACGGCCGGGCACUUACGGGACCACACCCAUGGCGGUUCCCUGGAACAGAUGCAGAUGCCCCUGCCAUCCGAUUUCAACCGCACUCGGAGACCACAAAAUGCCGGCAUAACGGCAACACCUGCCCAUCAGUUGGGUCACUUUGUCCACGUAUGUGUCUGCGGAACGGAAGUGCAUAGAAGAAGAGCUAAUGGCGGUGGAAGGGAGAAGAAGCAGGAUCCGACCAGCAGUAGGGUAACAUUCGAGAGGGGGGACAAGAUGGGAACGGGCACAAAAUCGUCGGCGCCGCAUUUUGGAGCAGCUGUGGAUGCGGUUUAUUCUCCGACUGAGGCUGCAGCGGAAGUUUUAACAACCGCCGCACAUACACUCCCAUGCACUGAGAAAAAUAUAUAGAUAUAGAAUAAAUACAUAUAUAGAUAUAUAUACAUAAGAGAACCAAAGAUUAUUAAAACAUUAGGAAUAGAUAUUCUUCCAGAUCAGAGAUAAAGUAAACAUUACUGAUU
Messenger RNA from Drosophila suzukii, 705 nucleotides. The record is from RefSeq and is a predicted model, not a curated record. Lineage: Eukaryota; Metazoa; Arthropoda; Insecta; Diptera; Drosophilidae.